This is a messenger RNA of Prorocentrum cordatum, 411 nucleotides long. The record is from the annotation of a GenBank genome assembly. NCBI's taxonomy places the organism in Eukaryota, Dinophyceae, Prorocentrales, Prorocentraceae.
GAUCUGGGCGACGCCCUGGGGCUCAACGCGGACGACGUCCGCCGCGCGGCCCUGGACGAGCACGCGGCCGCCAGAUUCCGGCGCGUGGCGGGCGAGGCUCGGGCGCAGGCCGUGGGGCACGCCAGGGCGCUCUUCGACCUCGACGCGCUCCUGAAGGUGCUGAUGGCCGAGCUCGGCUCCUUCAGCGCCGACUCCGCCCCGAACUCCCUGCCGCGGACGUUCCUGGACUGGGCCGCGUCCCGGCUGAAGGAGAAGCACGUCGUGGUCGACGAGGACACGUGUUCUCGCGUGGAGGUGGGCGAACCCCUGGCGCUGGCGAUCCUCGAGGACCUCUUCCUGGACCGCCCGCCGCCGCCGACCGACGAGGUGUACCGCGGGCACCGGCUGCGCGAGCUGUUCCUCCCUCGCUGA